GAGGAGCAGGCGCGCGCGCGCCAGCGAUGGAGGGUGGGUAGAGGGGGACGGAGUCGCGCGCGCGCCCAGUCAGCAGCAACAGCCCUCAGCAGCCGAGCGGGCAGGCGGGAGCCAGGCGAGCUGGUGCUGCGGUGGAAACUGCAGCUAGGACCCGUGGGGCGGGGGUGCCGCGCCCCUCCCCCACACCCCGGACAGCGCCGGAGUCCCCGCCGCCCCCUCCCGGGGGCAGUAUGAGGGCGGCGGCGCGGCUGUGAUCCCCGCCGCAGCGGGGCAGCCCCGCCCCCGGCUCCUUCGCAGCGGCCGCCCCAGUCUCCGUUAGAGCGGUACCCCGGGAGCUAUGAGCCAUGAAGCCUCCUGGCAGCAGCGCCCGGCGGCAGCCCCUCUCCGGCCGCAGCCUCCCCGAAGCCGCCUCCUGCCUGAGGCUCCGGCCGCCGAGCCGCCUGCACCUGCUGCUGGGGCUGCUGCUCCUCUCCGGCCCCGCCUGGCCCCGGCCCUGGGGGGCUGCUGCGGCCACCGCUCUGCAUUGGAAUGAAACGGCAGGAGGAAUAGCAGGAGCACUGGCAGAUAAAGAGAAUACAUUUCUACAGAGUAACAGCAGUAGCAGUAAGAAUAACAACCAGAGCAAUGAAAUCCAGAAAGAAAUCACACUGCCUUCAAGACUGGUCUAUUAUAUCAACAGAGACUCUGAAAGCCCUUAUCAUAUCCUGGACACUAGGGCAAGACACCAGCAGAAACACAACAAGGCUGUGCAUCUGGCCCAGGCAAGUUUCCAGAUUGAGGCCUUUGGCUCCAAAUUCAUCCUUGACCUCACAUUGAAUAAUGAUUUGUUAUCCUCCGAUUAUGUGGAGAUUCACUAUGAAGACGGAAAACCACAAUUUUCGAAGGGUGGAGAGCACUGUUACUAUCAUGGAAACAUCAGAGGUGUCCAGAACUCCAAAGCUGCCCUUUCAACAUGUAAUGGACUUAAUGGCAUGUUUGAAGAUAGCACAUAUGAGUACUUCAUAGAACCAAUGGAUCUGACCCACAGUGCAAAAAGCACAGGCAGGCCACACAUCAUCCAGAGGACUUUGGGAACACAAACCUUGAGGCAAAUGAAGAAUGCUGAGACCGAAUCUAGUUCUGAGUGGUCCUUCCUGUCUGAGUUACAGUGGCUCAGGAAAAGGAGAAGAAAGAGGGCCGUGAGUGCAUCUCGUGGUAUAUUUGAAGAGAUGAAAUAUCUGGAGCUCAUGAUUGUCAAUGACCAUAAAAUGUUCAAAAAACAUCGUUCUUCCCAUGCGUACACAAACAACUUUGCAAAAUCUGUGGUAAACCUUGUAGAUGCUAUAUACAAGGAACAGCUGAACACCAGGGUGGUUUUGGUUGCUGUGGAAACCUGGACAGACAGGGAUCGGAUUAACAUUCGCCCUGACCCUCUGCAGAUGCUUCAUGACUUCUCCAAAUAUCGACAGUACUAUAUCAAACAGCAUACUGAUGCUGUACACCUCCUCUCGAAUGUGACAUUCCACUACAAGAGAAGUAGCUUGAGUUACUUUGGAGGGGUUUGUUCCGUGACCAGAGGAGUUGGAGUGAAUGAGUAUGCCCUCCCAUUGGCUAUGGCACAGGAAUUAUCACAAAGUUUGGCUCAGAACCUGGGAAUACAGUGGGAGCCAGCAACCAGAAAACCGAAAUGUGACUGCAUAGAAUCCUGGGGUGGCUGCAUCAUGGAGGAAACAGGGGUUUACCACUCCAGAAAAUUUUCAAGAUGCAGCAUUGCAGAAUACAAAGAAUUUUUACUCAGAGGGGGAGGUGCCUGUCUUUUCAACAGGCCAACAAAGUUGUUUGAAACUCCCGAAUGUGGAAAUGGAUAUGUAGAAGCAGGAGAAGAAUGUGAUUGUGGUUUCCGAAUGGAAUGCUAUGAAAACUGCUGUAAAAAGUGCUCUCUCUCUAAUGGAGCUCACUGUAGUGAUGGACCCUGCUGUAACACAUCCUGUCUUUUUUUCCCACGAGGCUAUGACUGUCGAUAUGCAGUGAAUGAGUGUGAUAUUACAGAGUACUGUACUGGCGACUCUGGUCAGUGCCCAUCAAAUCUUCAUAAACAAGAUGGAUAUGCUUGUGAUUCUAAUCAGGGACGUUGCUAUAAUGGAGAAUGCAAGACAAGAGACAAUCAGUGCAAAUACAUUUGGGGAAUUAAGGCUACGGGGUCUGACAAAUUCUGUUAUGAGAAGCUUAAUACAGAAGGCACAAAAAAAGGAAACUGUGGAAAGGAUGGAGACCAAUGGAUUCAGUGCAGUAAACAUGAUGUGUUCUGUGGCUUUUUGCUCUGCACUAAUCUUAGUCGAGUUCCACGAAUUGGUCAUCUUCAGGGAGAAAUUUCCCCAACCUCUUUUUACCACCAGGGGCGUGUAGUGGACUGCAGUGGUGCUCAUGUGCUUUUAGAUGACGAUACAGAUUUGGGAUAUGUGGAAGAUGGAGCUCCAUGUGGCCCUCACAUGAUGUGUCUAGACAGGAAGUGCCUACCAAUUCAGUCCUUGAACAUAAGUAGCUGCCCUAUUGGUUCUAAUGGAAAAGUCUGUUCAAAUCAUGGGGUGUGUAGUAAUGAAGCCACUUGCAUUUGUAAUUUCUCCUGGGCAGGGACAGACUGCAGUAUUGAUGACCCUAUCAGGGAUACUCCCAGCAAGAAGGAUGAAGGACCUAAGGUGAGCAUGGCCACUAACAGGCUAAUAGGUGCAGUGGCAGGGACCAUUCUGGCUCUGGGGGUGAUUUUUGGAGGCACAGGGUGGGGAAUAGAGUAAGCAUUUUUCUUAGUUUAAGAGUUUUAUGUUUGGUGCCUAGUGUGUGAGGUACGCACCUGAGCCCUCUGUGUACUAUCCCAUUAGCUUUGUGUCAUGUGGUGACCGUAUUCGUCAUGUGAUUUGAAUGUGUCCGUGUCAUGUGAUUUGCUCAUGCAGUGUUGAACCCUCUCCUGUCUGGGACAAUGUGGGGCAUAAAACAAUAAGUUUGUGAAUUUUUACAUCAUCGCAAUUAAUACAAUUGUCUAAAUGUUUCAUUGCUCCAAAUUAUAAAAAGAAUGAAAAAAUAGUAAUUUGAAGAUCGUGAUUAUCUAUUUUUGCAAAAUGUAAUCUAACAGAACAAGAUGGAUCAUUUGAUAUAAUUCACUUUUUUUUUUAAUUUCAAUUAAUGGGGCAUUCAUUCUAACAGUGGGUCAUAAAAUUCAGUUAAGAAAAAGAAAAAAACUGAGUUGAAAUUAUAGUAUAUAUAGACAGCUUUCCAACAAAGUUUCUGAAUGUUCUGUUGGUAAGAUUUUCAGUUACCUCAGGGCAGUACAUUAUAUAAAGUUUGAGCAACAAAUAUUGUAUUGUCUUUUAUAAUUUAGGGAAGUUGAAAUCUGAGGGAUUAGCACACUAGUUGCCUCUAAAUUUUAACAAUGGGGUAUUUACACAAUGUAUAUGGUUAUGAUAAUCUUGGAGUAAAUUCCUUUAAUUCUGCAUUCAUGGAAUACACUGCAAACUGUGGAAUAAACUGCCAUUAUUUUGAUCUUUUGACCUUUUUCAUCAGCAUUCUGCCCACUAAUUUAACUCCACACAGACUUCAUCUAAGAUUUCAAUCCUAUCAAAGUGUUUCCCCUACAGGAAUAGUGUGUGUUAUGUAAUUACAGACUGUAUCAGAAUGCAUACACACAAUAAGGGUGAAUUAAGUUUGCCUGGCAACCUAAAUUCUGGCAUUUCUUAACUUCUCAGUGCUUGACUCUGCAACCUUAACAUUCUUUUAACAUAGUUUUUUGUUUAACAUAAUUUUAUAAAACAAACUAUAUUAUGUGGAAUCAUAAUGAUCACCAGUUAGUAUCCUCAGCAAGGUAUGGUUUAUUAGAUCCACAAUACUGACCUCUGUCACUUGAGCUAACAGCAGUAGAAGGUUGUUAUCCCCGAUCUGGACCACCCACUAGAGUGGGAUGAGACACACAUUUUGCCAGUGGGUCUCACUGCUAUUUAAUGACAGUAAAAGACUGUAGAGAUGCAGGAAUCCAGGGUUCAGUUCCAGAUUCUGAAUGAGCAUGAGAUUUUAUAAUUACAAACCAUUCUACCCUUGCAUCCCAUCAUCCAGGGAACUAUAGACAUGUCAGCCUCACCUCAGUCCCUGGAAAAAUCAUGGAGCAGGUUCUCUCAGACAUCUUUGCUCCUAUCAACCCCUACAUCCCAGCUCCUGCCCCACUUCCACUCUGCUUCUAAUCAACACCUCUGUUCCUACUUCCCAUCUCUCUGCUCAAGCCCCAGCUCCAGUCCACGGCCACUCACCCAGGCUCCUGCUCCUCCUUCUCUGCUCCUGUCCCCCCACCUCAGCCUAUGCCCCUAUCAGCUCUCUUUCCAGUCUCUCUCCUCCUAUCCGUCCCUCCUUUCUUGGCUCCCCACAACCCCAUUCCUUCCCACUGCCUGGUUCAUGCAGCACCCUUUGCUUUUGCAUCAGACAUCUUAGCUUCCUCCUCCUCCUUGUGUAGGCACCAGGAACAGGGGCAUUGAAAGCACAAGAGAGUUGGUUUUCCUGCUCUGAGUUCCUGUGCCUAGUGCCACAGUGGCCUCUGGCUGCUCACAGCAACAAUUGCAGGGAAAGUCCUGCUGAGCCCCUGAAGACCAGGGCUUGAACAUGCAGAAUUUAGCUGCCAAACUUUCAACAGUUCUCUUCAGAGCAUGUGCAAACUGAUAUUUUUCAGAGGCACAUCUCUGACACCAGGGCAAUUCCGCUGCCAAAUAUGAAGCCGCCCUCCAAGUAUGGUGGUGCUAGAGCUUUUCAAUUAAAUGAUUGUGGGAAUUUUUUUAACUUGAACACAACAUAGUAUUUUCCCGUAAUCUCAUUCUCAGAAAGAACAGAAUUGUUUUAUCUGAAACUUUCCAAAAAAAUUCAGCUUGAGAGAGGUGUCUGACACUGAAAAUUUUAGCAUGAACAUUUACGUUUGGCAAAAUUAUAAGCAACUGAAAACAGGAUCUUAUAAUGAAAAGUUUCAGGCAACCUUAACUAAAGGCAGCUCUACCAACUCUGCCUAUAAUAGAAUCAUGGAAGAUAUGGGUUGGAAGAGACCUGAGGAGGUCAUCUAGUCCAACCCCCUGCUCAAAGCAGGACCAACCCCCAACUAAAUCAUCCCAGCCAGGGCUUUGUCAAGCCAGGCCUUAAAAACCUCUAAGGAUGGAGAUUCCACCACCUCCCUAGGUAACGCAUUCCAGUGCUUCACUACCCUCCUGGUGAAAUAGUUUUUCCUAAUAUCCAAUCUAGAUCUCCCCCACUGCUCCUUGUUCUAUCAUCUGCCACCACUGAGAACAGCCGAGCUCUAUCGUCUUUGGAACCCCCCUUCAGGUAGUGGAAGGCUGCUAUCAAAUCCCCCCUCACUCUUCUCUUCUGCAGACUAAACAAUCCCAGUUCCCUCAGCCUCUCCUCUUAAGUCAUGUGCCCCAGUCCCCUAAUCAUUUUCGCUGCCCUCCACUGGACUCUCUCCAAUUUGUCCACAUCCUUUCUGUAGUGGAGGGCCAAAAACUGGAUGCAAUACUCCAGAUGUGGCCGCACCAGUGCCAAAUAGAGGGGAAUAAUCACUUCCCACGAUCUGCUGGCAAGUCUCCUACUAAUGCAGCCCAAUAUGCAGUUAGCUUUCUUGGCAACAAGGGCACACUGUUGACUCAUAUCCAGCUUCUCAUCCACUGUAAUCCCCAGGUCAUUUUCUGCAAAACUGCUGCUUAGCCCGUCAGUCCCCAGCCUGUAGCAGUGCAUGGGAUUCUUCCAUCCUAAGUGCAGGACUCUGCACUUGUCCUUGUUGAACCUCAUCAGAUUUCUUUUAGCCCAGUCCUCCAAUUUGUCCAGGUCACUCUGGACCCUAUCCCCACCCUCCAGGUAUCUACCUCUCCCCCUAGCUUAGUGUCAUCUGUGAACUUGCUGAAGGUGCAAUGCAUCCCAUCAUCCAAAUAAUUAAUGAAGAUGUUGAACAAAACUGGCCCCUGAACAGACCCUGGGACACUCCGCUUGAUACUGGCUGCCAACUAGACAUCGAGCCGUUGAUCACUACCUGAUGAUCUAGCCAGCUUUCUAUCCACCUUGUAGUACAUUCAUCCAAUCCAUACUUUUUUAACUUGCUGGCAAGAAUACUGUGGGAGACCGUAUUAAAAGCUGUGCUUAAGUCAAGAUAUUAUCACGUCCACGGCCUUCCCCAUAUCAACAGAGCCAGUUAUCUCAUCAUAGAAGGCAAUCAGGUUGGUCGGGCAUGACUUGCUCUUGGUGAAUCCAUUUUGACUGUUCCUGAUCACCUUCCUCUCCUCCAAGGCUUCAAAAUGGAUUCCUUGAGAACCUGCUCCAUGAUUUUUCCAGGGACUGAGGUGAGGCUGAUCCAUUUGUAGUUCCCCGGAUCCUCCUCCUUCCCUUUUUUAAAGAUGGGCACUAUAUAUAUAUAUAUAUAUAUAUAUAUAUAUAUAUAUACACAUGCUUUUUCCAAUUGUCUGGGACUGCCCCUGCUCACCGUGAGUUUUCAAAGAUAACGGCCAAUGGCUCUGCAAUCACAUCAGCCAACUCCCUCAGCACCCUCGGAUGCAUUAGAUCCAGCCCCAUGGACUUUUGCUUGUCCAUCUUUUAAAUAGUCCUUAACCUGUUCUUUCACCACUGAGGGUUGACCAGUGCAGCAGUCAGGGAGCUGACCUUAUCUGUGAAGACUGAGGCAAAAAAAGCAUCAAGUAGUUCAGCUUUUUCCACAUCCUCUGUCACUAGGUUGCCUCCCCCAUUCAGUAAGGAUCCCACACUUUCCCUGAUCACCUUCUUGUUGCUAGAUUGGACCAAUCUAGAACUGUAAUUAUUAAUAUUUUCAGUAAUAGAUAUACAGGGACAUUAAUUUUAGUUGCUCUCUUCAAUAGGAUCAUCCUGGUGAUGGGGAUAUACAGCUUGAUCCAAAGCUGUUUGAAGUCAGUGGGAUUCUUUCCACUCAUAAAAAGUACCUGUAGACAGCAUGGUGGCAAAUACAUGGAGUUGGCAGAUCAACAGUAAUAAUAGAUCUGACAGAAUUCAUCCACCACAAUUUUUAUUUCUCUCCACCAGGCAGAAUAGAAAAUGCCUCCGAAAUACUAUAGUUAAUAAAAUCUCUUAUUUUAAAUUUGCAUUUUAUUCCAUGUUAAUCCAGUGACUAUAGAAAUUAUAUGGCUGAAAUCUAUUGGCUGUUGUUUCCUCUAUAAAUGGUACUUUUUAUCAUUCAUUAAAGUAAUGAACCAACGUCUAGUGGUCUUUAGAUUAGCAGCUAAAUCAUGGCAUAUUGAUAAAAAUAUAAAUUUUCUAUGUAUUUAUUUGUUUGAUAAAAUGUAAUGUGUAUUUUUAAAAAAAAAGACAAGGUAAACAUUAAAAUAUAAAAAUGUGCAAUUUUCAUGGUAUUUAAAAUUAUCUUACAAAAUAUGUUCAAUCUAUUGUAACAUAUUCUUUAAAAAUUGUUUUCCAAUAUAUGUCUCUGAUCUUUUUAUAAAUUUCCAAACCGGUACUAGUUACCUGGAGAAUUCUCUGGUAAACAAAUUAAUCUUUACCUUUUGUUGUUGUUGUUCUGUGUUUGUACAGCGCCUAGCAUACUGGUGGCCUGGUCUGUGACUGGGGCUCCUAGGCACUAUGGAAUAAUAAUUAUUAUUAUUAUUAUAAUUCUUUAAGCAGAAGGAAUCACACACUAUGUCUCUCCAUUGAAGACUCAAGUGAAAUCCUGGACCACUGAAGUCAAUGGCAAAAUUCCCAUUGAGUUCCAUGGGGCAGGAUUUCACCCUGAGUGUAAUCCAUAGGCAUUUUCAGUUUCUAUGUCUGAUAGAUUUAGCAAAAAGAGGAAUUAAUCUGUAUGAAUAAGAGUUGUCACUCCAAAUCUAUUGACUAGCUGUAUUUACUUUGAUUCCACAGGAAAAAGAGUAGUUUUAGCCAGAAUCUUUUUAACAAGGGCCUCAACUAUCUACUGCUAUGUUAUUUUACCAUUUUUAAGGCUGUUGGCACAAGUGCUUGGUUUUAAAUUAUUUUCUGUGCUAAAAGAAAAGAUGCCCUUCCCUAGUUAUGACAAUUACAAUUGGGUCAGUCCCCAAACAGGUGAUUUGUAUCAGGACUUUCUGGUAUUCACCACAGUUAUAGUAAUUUUAAAGGGUUUUCCAUAUUUUCUAAAUCUAAUUUUAAUUUAAUUGUCUAAUUUUAUUUAAAUGCAUCCGCUUGGUGAUGAAUUUAUUCACAGUAACAGUAAUUCCAUUGCUUUCUUUCCUUAAGUCCAAGCCUACCGUUGAAUCGUUAACAUGCACUAAAUUUUUCUAAGUAUAUGUGAAACAUUUUAUCAAACAUAUAAUAAACACAUGGAAAAUUGUUUUUUCUGUACACGUAGACAUAUUUCAGAUAUCCUGAAAUGGCCAUAUCUGGACUUCAGUUUCCAAAUUACAAAUAUGUCACUAUCAGAUAAAUGUACUACUGCAGUGUUUCUGUGGAAAAAUGACUUCCUGAGGCCAGGCUGAAAAAUAAUUUCUGUGGAUUUCCCAAAGCUUCUGAAAUGCUGUGUAAAUCAGUUACUUGCUGCAUUUGCAAAACCUCUAAAAACAUUAUGCUUGCAUUAAAUCCAAAUCCAUCUACCAAAAAAAAAGAAAAAAAGAUAGAAGUUUUGCUUUAGGUCAGGCAAAGAUGAAAAAUCAUAAAGUUCUCUAGUACUUGAGGAAAAAUCUCUUAAUUGGAAAUAGAAUGCCCAUGUACCAGCAUUUGUUUAUCCUCCAACAUGCUCAAUGUUAUUGAUUUGUAGCUAAGUCUGACUAUGAAAGGUAAGUUCAGUAAGAUGCAUUUUCCAUUAGUAGAAAAUGUACAUUUGAUUAUUAUUGUUACGUUUGUGCACUGCUCAUAUCUGUUAAGUUAGAUUCUUAUUAAUAUCCCUGAAUACUUGGUGGUGUCUAGACAGGAAGUAUUUUUAAAAAGGGAUAUAUUAAUUAAUUUUAGACUGCUUUCAUAUAAUUUUUGGGGCCAUAGUCUGCCCCCCUCAUCUGUGGUGAGUACCCAUAAGUAGUUCCAUUUGAAGUAAAUGAGACUAUGAUAAGACUAAGGCACUACUCGACAUAAGUAGCUGCAGAAUCUGAGCCACCGUUUUUAAAGAUGACAAGAAAAUAAUUUUAUAAGCUCGGUAUGUUAAUUCAGAAAGCUAAAUCAUGAAUGAUCUGCAGCAUGGUAUGUAUCCUGUUUAAUCCCAAAAUCGUGCAUUGGCACGAGCUAGUAAAACAUAUGAUGUAUACAGAAUGAUUCUUUCUUUGCACUGUUUGUUGCGAAUAAAAGCUGGUGAGCUUGCUUUUUAUUCAGUCUGAACUGAUAUCUAAAAUAAAACCCAAGGAAACAACUUAUGUAAUGUAUUGUUCAAAAACGGGUCACUGUGAUGAAUUUUAAAAUGUAGGAUACUCUCUCACUGUUGUGUCGGGGACUGGGCAGUAUUAUAAGGUAUCUGUGACACUGAACUAGCCCCUGAGCUCCUUCAGCUAUUCCAGCUACCCCUCUCUGUUUUUCUUCUCCCAUCUUUUCUUGAUGCUCCUCUUUUCCUCCUUGUAUCUCCCUGACAGUAUUCCAAACACCUUGUAAUACCAAAACCAGAGCUGUGCUACUUAGAAUAGCAAAAUGGCCAUUGCAGUGGGGGAGCUCUCACUUUGGAUUAUUUUUUUCAUUAGUAGUAUUUUUGAAAGGCUAAUAAUGGGCAUUUAAAUAUUUAUGUUCAAUUAUAAGGUGUGUGAUAUGCAAAAGAAUUGUUGUAUUAGAUUUUACUUUGCCUUGGACUUAGAGACAGUAGAUUUACAUCAGAGAGGGCCUGAUAGCGGAGAAUAUUGUGGUCUGGAAUUAAUUUGAGCAAACAUAGAUCUAUUUUGUAUUUUCUUUUCUUCCCCCUCUCCCCCAGGCAAAUAAAGCACUUUAUGUAAGAAAUUCAUAAUUGAUCCUCAAGUGCUUUCUUGCCUUUUUAGAGAAAAUUACACCAAAUGGAUUUUAUGCCACCUUUUUUCCUUCCCUUUUUCCCUGCCCCACUUCAUUGUUCAGUGGCUGCUUGAGGAUGACGAAGAGAUGCAUUGAUGUUUGGAAUGCUUCAGUGGGAAUGCAGCUUUUAUUUCAAUUACAGAAUCUUUAUUAUUUUUUAUUUGAAUCAUACCCUUUUACUCCACCACCCUUUCUGCCGAACUCUCCGUAGUUAGUAAACUUAAGGUUGACAUAACCAUAGGGACUAUGAGGUGCUGUGUGCCUCCUGAAAAGUGCUAUCAGAUCAAAUUGAAAUAAGUGGGAUUUGCGGGUACUCAGCACCUUACAAGAUCAGACCUAUAUGAAAAGCAGAAUGGAUGGGCUUUUUGGUUUUUCAUUUGCCCUCGGAGUGAAAUAAGUAGGCAUUAAGUACAACAUUCAUGUUUUAUUACCCCUUGAAUGCUAUUUUUAAAAAAAUUUAAGACUUUAUUUAAUUUUAAAAAUAUCUGAAUUUUCUGAACUGAUGGUUCAUAUACUAUGUGUUUAUUGGAAUAGUUAAGCCAGAGAAUGAAGUGAAUGACCGUGUUGUUAAUUUCUGAGAUAGGUAAAAAUCUAGUAUUAGAAAGGAGGCAUAGCACAGUGAGAGACAUUACGAUAGCUUUGUUUAUUCAUGCUAUUAAUGAAAAGCAAGUGGAGCCCUUUGAAAAUGUUUAGAGACAUCAUGUAGGUUGUUUGUUUUCCUAAAUUGCUUGAUUACGUUUCCCUUGUCAUGAAUGAAGUGGUUGGUUCUUAUGUCUUUCUUCCCGUAAUCCUUUA
Caretta caretta (loggerhead turtle) is the source of this 10731-nucleotide messenger RNA. RefSeq names its product ADAM metallopeptidase domain 23 (gene ADAM23). Gene Ontology annotation, biological process: proteolysis. Gene Ontology annotation, molecular function: metalloendopeptidase activity. NCBI's taxonomy places the organism in Eukaryota, Metazoa, Chordata, Testudines, Cheloniidae. The record is from RefSeq and is a predicted model, not a curated record. Gene Ontology annotation, cellular component: presynaptic membrane.